AUGUUCGGUUUGCACAGCAGUCUUGAUGAACGAGCUGACAUUGACAAUUCCUCUUUGCUUGGAACUGGUGAUUUUUUGUCAGGUUUUGUUUCAGGUUUGCAUGAGGGCCCAGGCCAUGACGUGACACAGCGAGGAGCCAGUGCAGGUCAACCAGUUGUUUCUGCUGCAGUACAUGAUGCCACCUUUUCUAGGGACUUGUUUAGCAAUUUUGAUGCUACAGGGAUCAAGCUGCCUUGGGAGACAGGGAUUUUCCGUGAACUUCUUGGAGACGAUCCACUGUCCGAGCCUCUAGUGCCGAAGAUGCCUAUUGGUGAGUUUUGCAGUUUUGGGAUUGAUGAUACGCCUCAGCAUGUCACGGAGUCUGUUGCAAGUGUUGCUAUGACAUCCAUGGCAACCCCAGUGUUUUCUUCUUGCACUGGUAGUGGAGAUGAUUUGAACUAUGAUGCAAAGCGUCAGCAGCUCAGGGACGUUGCAAUUGGGAAAUUUCUCAUUGUCUUGCGCCAGUGGCCCACGGCCAGCAAAACAGGUAGGCACGUUGCUGAGUUGGAUUCAACAGGACAACAACAAGAUGAAGUCUUUGAGAUUUUGAGCUCAGUGCUUGGUGUGAAGUCACCGGCCACUUUGAUUAAGCGAGCUAACUCGCUGCUGGCCUUCAUGCGUUGGGCCGUCAGAGUUGGCAAGGGUGCUGAAUGUUCAGUGGAUGAGGUUGUGUCGAGUCACAGCUUGAAGGCGACUUUUCUUGCCUGGUCGGCACGCUACGGCCUCAGCCCUCAGACCAGGGCAGUUGAUGUCCAGUCUCAUGCAAAGGGUGUGGAUGUUGUGAAACAAGAGCAGCCUGACCAUGACAGUGUUAUCACCCUGUAUGACUCACCCCAGGGCACUGAUACUGCAGAGCAAGCUCACGCUGGUGACGUUGCAAGCUGGGGUGGCUCAGUGGAUGAGAAUGCGUCCCAGACGCAGGCCGAUGUGGCUGACGAUGUUGGAGACUUGGCGUAUUGCAGUGCCGCUGAAAAAGAAAUUGCGGCUGGUGACAAGCUGUCGUCGGAUUUGCAAGAUGCGAUGUGUGGAAGUGGACAAAGCAGUCCAAACAUGUGGAGGGUGAACUCCUUCAUGAAACUGAAUGCAUGGCAAACCGCCCCAAUAGUUGCCGAAGACUUCCAAGCAUGGGUUCGCACCCUUGACCCGGGCGCAACAAUCGGGGGCGUGGCUUCGUUGAAGCGCCUCUUGUUCGAAAGUCAAACCCAAUUAUUGGCUAUUCUGAAAGAGCAAGUUACAAAUCCUGAGCCAACAGUGGCGCGUAAAGUGCCUCCUGCAGAACGAGAAUCUCGAUUGGCCAACUUGAAAAACCGUCUUGUAGGCGUCCUCAUCGAGGGACAUUCUGAGCCAAGUCACGCUUUGCUUGACCUCGCAACUCAAUUGUAUGAUCAGAAUGUGCUGCGUUUCACUCCGCUGGAGAAAUGCUACAGCAGACUUACAGAGUUAUCCUUUACCAGCAAGCCACAAUCAAAACUGCUUGAAGUUGAAUCUUCCAAGGUUGUGAUCCGCGACAAGGACUCAGAAUUUGAAGCAAGUGUGCAAUCGUCAUAUCAAGCAUUGGAAGCCUUCAAACGUAGAGGAUUGGCGCUUGAUUUCGCCAAUGUGAUGACUUUUACCUGCCACGACAAAUACGUGCAGCUGUUGUUUGCACAUUUGAACCGAGAGCCACCGGCAGGAUACAACGGGUGCAGUGUAUCGCAGCUUCUCUCAGCGGACAAAUCUGCAUGGUGCCAUUUGAUUGAAAAGAAUGUGAAGCCCAGACCGGAUCUUGCUGGUGCACUUGCAUUGGACACAAAACUGGAAGAAGCAUUGAAGUCGUACGAAGUAAGCUUCUCACUUCUACCAAUGAUUGCAAAACAGACACAGAGAGUUGCCACACCGGCUGCCACUCCAGUUGCAAAGACACAUGCUGCGCCUUCAGCUAAAGGCAACCGGAAAGGGCUGAAUAGAUUCCGUCCCUACACUGCAAAGGGCAAGGGAAAAUCCAAAGGAAAGUUCGAUCAAAGGAUUCCAAAAGAAAUUCGGGAUGCAGGUGGCACUGCGUCGACACCAGAUGGCGAGCCAAUUUGCUUUGACUAUUCUUUGAAGAAAUGCAAGGAAGUUGUCACCGAUGGACGCCCAGAUCAAACUCGGACGUUUUCCACUGCAGAGGAAACGGCAUACCCUAUGCCACUUGCAUAUGCCAUUGCCUUUGGUAUUACCCAGGAACUCAUUUCACUUGGCUGGCAGCCUCCUCCUUGGGAGCUGGCCCCGCCUGACACCGUCUCCUUCCAUUAUCUUAGGACUUGUGAACAGUUUGUCAAAGAUGCCGUGAGCGCGGGGCACCCAGUUGGUGGAAUUUCGAGACUUCCUGAUCCGUUGUGGGAAGUGUUGACGCAUGUAUCUAACACGCCCACUUAUGUCUUGGCAAAACAGCGCUUGGCUACUCUCCAAUAUUGGCUUGAUCGGGGUCGUAGCUUAGUUAGCGAUGAGGCUAAGCUCCACGCCGGCUUCCCUUCAACCCUUCAAGGGAUUCUGGCACCAAAGAGGUUGCUGCUUUGGAAGGAAAUGAUGGAGUACUAUGAGUACCCAGACUCAGCCGUGUUCCAUGAAGUAGUUGGUGGUAUUGAUCUUGCGGGCCCUGCCCCGGUGGUCCCAUUCUUUGAUCCUUGUUUUCGGCCGGCAAAGGUAUCCAUGCCUGAGUUAGCUAGAUCUGCACCCGCUGCCAGAGCAGCACUGUUGGCCACGAUUGGACCUUCUGGUGAUGCGAACAUUGAUGAAGUUGUGUAUGCAAAGACCUUGGAAGAAUUGGAGUGUGGUUGGCUGGAUGGCCCUUAUGUGCCUGAGGAACUGCCUGAUGAUGCGGUGGUCAGCCGCCGCUUUGGUAUAAACCAGUCGUCCGGUGAUGGCAUGAAGGUGAGACUCAUAGAUGAUUUCUCUGGGUCUGGUGUCAAUGACACCGUGCAAGUUGAAAGUGCGGUUAAGUUACAUACGUUGGAUGUUGCAGCUGCACUAUGUAUGGAGCUUCUCAAGUCUGAUUGUGACCAACAGUGGGUGGGCAAGACAUUGGAUCUUUCGGCGGCCUAUAGGCAGUUGGGAGUGGAGUUGACUGAAACUAUCGAUGAAGUCUUGCUCGCGAAGCGCCUCACCAAGCAGGGUGCACUUGUCCUACGAGGGAGGAUGCAAUUCGCAAAAGCCCAGCUGUGGGGACGAGCAAUCAUUGGGCUAACUGCGGCCAUCAGCAUUGCGUUCCAUUUUCUGGAACCUGUUCACCCAAAUAUGCAGAUUGCACAAAAUCUCCAAGAAGAGCGCUUGCUUGCGUUCGACAAGAUCGUCUCGGCCUGUAAGCUGCUGAUCGAACAGAUUGGACGUCCGAAGUUCAUGACCAGCGUGUGGCAAUUGUGGUCGCAACUCUCUCAGGCCAUGUUUACAUUAGAGCGCACACUGUGGCCAAAUCAACCACCGGAAACCCCCUUGAACAUCACGCUCCCACAACAUUCGAGACCCCUGUCGGACGUCCUCUUGAAUAACUUCGACCAACAUGCUACAUUUGUCCUUCAGGCAAUUGCACCGCUGGAGCAAUUUCAUCAGUGGUUUAUUUCUGAGUAUGACAUCGUUUUGCACGCAGAGUUCAAUGAGAUGUUGAUUGAUUCGCUCUUACUAUUUCGUACAGUGGAGACCAUGUUGAGGAUGAAAAGGCGGUUGCAAACUCUUUUGCCGCCGCCUGCGGACACAGCAGCUGCUCCUCCGGCCGAGACCCCAGCCACGGCCGCAUCAGCUGCUUCUCCAGCUGCUCCGGCCACAGGCGAGACUGAGAUGACCAUUACCAACGCCGCUGGCGAAGUCCUUUCUUGGUAUUGA
Molecule: messenger RNA, 3876 nt
Organism: Cladocopium goreaui
Lineage: Eukaryota; Dinophyceae; Suessiales; Symbiodiniaceae
Source: the annotation of a GenBank genome assembly